CAAAUCACUAUUCACCGUUUUCUUCACGUUCGCUUAGAAUAAGAGUGUUUUAGUGCUUAAAUAGUUAACAUUCCACAAACAGGCGAUUUCCAAUCUGGGAGAUAUCCUGUAGCUGAGAGUUGGGGGAAGUAGAGUUUGGAUCAGACGCCGAGGGAGAGGUAAAGAGUGAAAAUCGGCAGCAGUUUAGGGAUAUGUAAAAGAUCAUGAUGGUUUUGGAGAUGCCAUUACUCACUAUUGUUUUGGGCCUAACAAUCUCUGUGGUUGUAGCAGAGAGUGAAAGCAGAAUCUGUAAGGUGGCCCCUCACUGGGAAAUUGACGACCAUAGCCCAAUGGUGGAACAGAUUGGCCACGUUGUUGUUGUGGCCCUUCUCAAAGCAAGCUGCGGGUUCUGUCUAACUCAAGCAACUAAAUUGGGCAACUUGCGGAACAAGCUUGAACAUCAGGGUCUGAAGGACAUACACUAUAUGAUAGUAAAUGAGAAAACGCCUCAAUCUAGGGCCAUGCUGUGGGAACUCAAACGCCAUACACCUGAGGAUAUCCCUGUCUACCAGCAAUCACCAUUUCAAAGUGAUAUCUGGAGCAUUUUGCAGGGUAACAAGGACGACUUCCUCAUCUAUGAUAGAUGUGGUAAAUUGACCUUUCAUAUCGUGUUACCAUAUAGCUACCUCCAAUUUCGCUACACUGAAGCAGCAAUCCGAGCUACCUAUAGCAAAGAUAUAUGUGGGAAUUGUGGAAUCAGUGAUAUCAAUCUUGAGAAUUACAAGGAAAACUUGUUUCAAUUUAACACUACAAGUUUUGUGAUAAGUCCAACUUUUGAAAAUGUAACAACUCAGCCCGUGCAACAACAUGUACCGAAUUAGCCUCAUCCUGACCCCAAACUCUCUUCAAGUCCUACCACUCCACAUCACUUCAAUAGCAGCCAAGAUGGAAAUCUGGAGACUGGUAAUACUGAGGGAUUGAAAUGAGUGUAGUUAGAAUAUCAGGAACAACAAUUAAACAACUGGCUGUGAUACAGCAACUGUCAGCACCAUCCAUGAUGUUGCUAAAAUAAAUCCUGGUUCAAUGUUAAUUUUGAUUUGUAAUAUUUGAGGUGUGUACUGUAUAAGCAUGUCCCACACCAAACACUUUUGUGUUAUUAUCAAGUGUUCUUUCAAUGAAGAAAUCUGGAUAUGACUAUUUAGAGUGAAAUACCACUAAAACCAUUAAGGCAAGAUUGAAAUGAGCACUGUCUCAUGUAUUGUCCCAUGAACUUGUAGCCAUUGUUUUUGGAUGCACAGUAAAGUGCACUCCAGAUCAAAAGCAUACUCUGUGCUAGUUUCUUUGAGUGUGGAAAAUAAGGGGAGUAAUCACCAUGACUUGUAUCUCAGCUUAUUCAAGUAUCCUCUUUGGGAACAGGUGGAGAGAAGGAAUCCGGGACUGACAAGACAAAUAUCGGCUUUUUUGGAAAGCCUCUUGAGGAUCAUUUUAGAAAAACUGAGGAUGACGUUUUGUAAUUAAAUUUAUCUUUUUGCAUAUUUCAGGGUUUUUAAAAUCUAAUCAAGAAAGAUGAUUCUAUGAAUGUUCACUUAUUCAAGGAAGGAACUGGAGAACUGCUAUCUUAGCAUAGAAAAUUCUUGAUGGUUUAACGUUACAAUGAAAAGUUGACAUUAAUCAUUAAUAUUGUGUUCAUGCGCUCAAUGAAGUCUUUAUUAGCAACUAGUUACAAACUACAGACAGAUACAAAAUAGAGACAAGCCAAAAGGAAAGCUUUUGACUGAUAUUACUUUUGGAAGAAAGUAAUUAUUCUGCUUAGAGAUUUGCACAAUUUUGUUGUUUGUUUUUAGUGGAACACAGGAAAACUGUAACCCAGUUGACAAGGCAUUAGAUGAUUACAUAAACUUAACAGUACUAAUUCCAAAACAUUUGUAAAUUUUUAAUUUCUGUCAACCAUUCCCCCUUUCACUUUUGCGUCCACCUUUGAUUAAAUGAAAGGUGGAUGCAAAAGUCUUACCUUUGGUCAGUUUGGCCCUUUCACCCAUGCCCACUAGAGAUAUGGUGACAAGCCAGCUUCCAAUGACUCCUGGAAAUUUUUGAAUGUAUGCAUUAGUUAUUUCAGUUUUGUCUUCACCUGUAAAGAAGUAUAUCAGUGUGGCAAGUCCUAAAUCAAUAACUGAGUAGUGUUGGAGGCUGAAUCUCCACUGCUAGGACUAGAACAUACAGUGUCAGUAUGAUUUUUCUUCACAUCCAGUCUUUCUCUAGCAGUGGUUUGUAUUAAGAUACAAUUUUGAGUUACAGCUGCCUGUGCAAAAUAGUCCCUGUGAGUGCAUGUAGCAGUGCAUUUUCACUUUAUUAAUGUUGCUAGUUUUAGUCAUCGAGCAGGACAGAUAUUAGCUAGGCUAAUGCCUUUCAGUAAGGGUAUGUUACAUUUUGGCAGAAUGAGGAAAACUUUCAUAAAUAAUUACCUAAUGAUUUCAACUAAUUUACCCAAGCAGGAAUAUGUUCCAGUCUGUGCCCAAGAAGACUUGUAUAAUUUUUGUAAAUAAUUCUUCUGUUCCUUGAAUAAAUGACAGUGAUCAAUAAAUCACUAAA
Hemiscyllium ocellatum (epaulette shark) is the source of this 2568-nucleotide messenger RNA. Its product is annotated as selenoprotein Pb-like. Gene Ontology annotation, biological process: selenium compound metabolic process. NCBI's taxonomy places the organism in Eukaryota, Metazoa, Chordata, Chondrichthyes, Orectolobiformes, Hemiscylliidae. Gene Ontology annotation, molecular function: selenium binding. The record is from RefSeq and is a predicted model, not a curated record. Bases 204 to 860 code for a protein of 218 amino acids. Gene Ontology annotation, cellular component: extracellular region. The transcript has 5 exons.